Molecule: messenger RNA, 1481 nt
Organism: Rubroshorea leprosula
Lineage: Eukaryota; Viridiplantae; Streptophyta; Magnoliopsida; Malvales; Dipterocarpaceae
Source: the annotation of a GenBank genome assembly
UGGCCUUAAUGAUUCCAAUUGGCAGCUGCUGUUCUGAGGUUUCGAUCCGGAGGGCGGCGAGGUUUGGUCGGAAGGCAGAGGAGUGGCGACUAGAUAGGAGAAAGAGCCCUCGCAGAUUCCGAGUCCAUGCUUCUUUUACAAUGCCUUUUGCUUCUCCUGAACCUGGAUAUGCUUCUAAACAAGAGAAAUUCUCCCCACGGUGUACCCCAAAAAAUUCUUCCGACGGCCCUCAGUCCCGUGACACUCCGCCAAAAAGAGACACUGGUAUUGCAAAUGAGAAAGACUGGGGCAUCAGCUUGUUAAAUGAAAAUGUUAAUGAGUCUGGGACUAAUGAAGAUGGAAGUACUUGGUACCGAGAAAGUGGGGAGGAUUUAGGUGAAAAUGGAUACAGGUGUAGAGGGACGAGGAUGGGUGGUCAAUGCAAGGAUGGUUCCUCCGAGUGGAAAGAAACGUGGUGGGAGAAAAGUGACUGGACUGGAUACAAAGAGCUAGGUGUUGAGAAAUCAGGAAGAAAUGCUGAAGGAGAUUCUUGGUGGGAGACGUGGCAGGAGGUGCUUCAUCAAGAUGAAUGGAGUAAUUUAGCAAGGAUAGAAAGGAGUGCUCAGAAGCAAGCCAAAUCAGGUCCUGAAAAUGCUGGAUGGUUUGAGAAAUGGUGGGAGAAAUAUGAUGGUAAAGGCUGGACAGAAAAAGGGGCACAUAAGUAUGGUAGGCUGAAUGAACAGUCAUGGUGGGAGAAGUGGGGAGAACAUUAUGAUGGAGGAUCUGUUGUCAAAUGGACAGAUAAAUGGGCUGAGACUGAAUUGGGAACCAAAUGGGGAGAUAAGUGGGAGGAGAAGUUCUUUGCUGGGAUUGGUUCACGUCAAGGGGAGACAUGGCAUGUAUCUUCUGGCGGUGAACGUAUGUCUCCACUCAUUUGAUUGUGUUGCCUUGUAAUGUAGGACAUUCUAAGUAGGUUUGGGUUACUUAUUUAUUUAUUUAUUUUUAUUUUUAAUUAAUAAUAAUAAAAAGCUUUCUAUGCACUAUGUAGUUAUUUGCUGUUAGACUCUCAAUUACCAAUUAGUCCAUAGAUUUGGUAAGUCCCAUUGGGUUUCUUUAGUCAAGAUUUAUGCUUUUCUUUCUUCCUUUUUAAUUAAAGAACAUUUAAAUUAGGAAAAAAGUUUGUUCAUGUUUGUUUCCUCUUUAAGUGAAACAGUUAUGUGCUAUUUGUCAUAAUCAGCACAACAUAAAUUAGGACAAAAGUUUAGCAGAGGAUAACCUAGGUGAAUUGGUAUUGAUUUUCUUUUAAAAUUAUGAGGUACAGAGGCAACCUACUACUACUAAAACUUUAGGCAUACAUGUUUACUGACCAUGAUAUUUUCUUUUAAACUGCAAUGUUGUGUGUCUAUAGGGUGGUCAAGGACAUGGGGAGAGGAACACUUUGGGAACGGUAAAGUUCACAAAUAUGGGAGGAGCACAACAGGUGAAAGUUGGGAUAUUGUUGU